Molecule: messenger RNA, 1845 nt
Organism: Babesia bigemina
Lineage: Eukaryota; Apicomplexa; Aconoidasida; Piroplasmida; Babesiidae
Exons: 2
Coding region: 1-1845 (614 amino acids)
Source: RefSeq, a predicted model, not a curated record
AUGUUCAUGUGUACACGGAGACUCCGAUUCCGCAAAGAUCAUAAUCCCCUGCAAGGUUUCCUUUGUAAUAGGAAGGUCGAUUUGCUGACUAGACUACAAGGGCUGGCCAAGAGGUUGAGACUGCGUUCCAAACUGUAUAAUGGCAGGCAACGUGCACCUCAUACAGCGCAAGAUUUGAAGGAGCCUAAAACGUUAGCCAAGGUCACUGAAGACAGUGUUGAUUACGAUCGAGUCACGAGAGAACUUUUGGGAGAGUUGUUAACGAAGGUCACCUUCCUCUCCAACAGAGAAUGCAUCCUUAUUCUGGACCUGUUGGGAAGGAUAAAAAAGCCGCUGCACCGCUGUCGCGCGGAUCGGAAAAGCGAUGAAAAUGAAGGUUCAAAUGUUGAAACGACGUGUUCUCCCUCUCUGUCUGUGUGCGGAGUGGACGCAGCGCCUGUCUGCCGUGGUACCGUCCACCACUUGCCCAUACCCGAAAAAUACGGAGCCAUCGCAAACGAUCAGCUUGUGCGAUUUGUGGUCAAGGCACAAAAAAUGCUUCUGAAUCAUCUGUUAAAAGCACACGAGCAGAAAGUGUUAACCAAGGCACAGAAGUACUACCUUACUUGCAUACUCUCGAGGGAGUGCUCCUUGGCCAGUGUGGAACGAUGGGCAUCUAUCAUGGACGAGCUCAAACGAGAUUUGGAACUCCGAAAGGACUACUCACCAUUUGAAUGUGCCAACCUGCUGCUGGUGUAUGAUCAAAUAUGCCGCUGGAUGGGAAAGCGUCUGACAAGAACCUCCAAACGUGCCGCAACGCGUGAGCUUACGUGUAAUCCGAAUCAAGCUUGCAGCCAUGUCGGUGAUAGUAAUAUGAACUUAAACUUGGACCCAUUUGAUUCGGAUUUCUUCGACGUGGCGCUCAAUAGGCUCGAGCCUAUGUUAUCGCAGCUAACUCCUGAAAAGGUUAUCAAAUUGUUGUAUCUACAACGAUCACGACGUAUAUACAGCAAGACAUUCAUGCAUUCGGCGGCUAAGUGCCUGUCUGAGCUGGAAUGGUCAAAUAUGAAGUAUCUCAAGAUGUAUACAUCCGCAAUUGGAAUAUAUCACAAAGUGUCCAUGGCGAAUUUGUGGAGUGAAUUUAAAAAUAUCUACGCAUCGCAAGAAAGCCACUGUGGCUUAAUCCAUGAUGGGUCGCCCAUGCUCCGCAUUGUAACCAAUGAAGUCUUGGGGGUGGACACCCCUGCCGAGAGUCACGGGGUUAGCUCCUUGCGGCUAAAGGCUACUAGUGAAUUGGCGGAAUGCACUUCCUUUUGUCUCGUAGCAUUGAUUAUCAAUUAUACUAUAAAUAUAUGUCAGAGUUACAACCUCGAACAUUCUGGUUUCAAAGCACUUGAGAAUCGCAUCAACGGACACAACUUUGGCAACGAAGCCUUAAAGGAAACGUUGCUUAGAUGCAUGCUGGAGGAUACGCCACGUAAUGUUUCGCAAUCAUUUGGUGAUGGUAACCCUAUAACAUUGCGGAUAGAAGGUAUAGUGGAGAUUGUCCUAGGCCACAUAUAUUUUAACCAUUGCGUACUAAUGCACCUAUCGCCAGACCAGGGGCACGAUCAAAUACGACAACGAUCACACCUCAAUCUGCACAUUCUGUACGAACUUGUUCUAAAAUUGGUCGAAUUACGGUCGGAUAUGCCGAUCGAUUCCACAAUGGAUCAGCGAAAUGCUGAACUACAAGUGAUCGCAAAGGUGCGCAAAGCCAUUAACGAGUUGUUAAGGUUGGAUGCUGAUCUAUGUGGCUUCCAUGGCAUUGUAAAAGGCUUAUUAAACAAGUUAGAUGCGAUUGAUAGGAGACUCGAUGACAGUUGA